AGCAUUUUCUCUGCAUGCAACCGUAUAUCAUAUCAUGUAUUUUUAACCAAUAUUUUAUAUAUAUAGUUUACAUUGGUUUUACUUUUCAUUUUCAGUCUAUCUUCACGAUUGUAGUUAUAGACAGAAGGAGUGAGAGUGAAAAUGUACAAGACACAGCUGCAACAGCUGUGCCAACAGAGAAGAUGGAGUUUGCCAAAAUAUUCCGCCAUGAAUGAUGGUCCUCAACACAAGCCAAGCUAUAAGGCUUCUGUUCUUGUCAACGAUGCCACUUUUACUUCUUCUGAUACUUUCAGUUCAUCAAAAGAAGCUCAAAACCAAGCUGCAAUGAGAGCUUUUCUCAACUUAUCUUCUCCUUCAUCUGCCUCUUCAACACCAACGGAGGAAGUUGGAGCUGCCAAACCUCAAGAGACUCCGGUUAUAAAAAGUAAUGAACUCAUUCUUUCAGAGACGGAUCGUUUGUGCAAACAUCAGUUGCAAAACUAUGCUCGAAAGAACAAUCUCGAUCAACCUGUUUUUACAAUUAUAACUGUUGGGCCACCUCAUGACUUUCGCUACAAGGCUACUGUUGUUAUUGGUGGGAAAUCGUUCGACAGCCCAACAUUUUUCAACACUAUUAAAGAGGCAGAACAGGCUGCUGCAAAAGUUGCUUUGAAGGAAUUGCCAAUUUCCACUUACUUGUUUAAGAAGGAUGAUUCUUGUACAGCCAAGAAUUUACUGCUCGAAUUAACACAGAGAGAAGGUUUUUCGAAACCAAUAUAUAAAACUACCGAGUUUCGUUCUUCUAAUAUGCCAAAUUUUUUCUCAACUGUGGAAGUAGAGGGUGUUGAGUUUCAUGGAAAGGCAUCUCGAUCCAAAAAACAGGCCGAACAUGAUGCUGCAAAGAUUGCUUACAUUGCCUUACAAGAGUGUGGACUUCAUAUGGAUGCUUCUUUUUCUUCCCAUACCAAAGAAAACCCGGCAAUAGAAUCAACUCGUAAAUCAGACAUUUUUAAAUCCAAGCAGAUUCUCAACUUUGAUGAUGAACUUUUGGAUCAGGAGAUGUUAGACACUGAUAUCAAAGUUAAGAAUGCACAGAAUGGAUCUUUUCCACUGCCUCCUAACAAAAAAAUAAAGAUAGGAAACAUGUGUUGUUCAUCUUCACACAAUAAAGAUAGGUUCAAGGUGUACACAAGGUUUCCCAAUAUUAUAUUUCCCAAGGGGAUUACACUCGUGCCUAUUGGUAACGAUAAAUGGAUUGCAGCGAGCUUGGAAUGUCAAAAUGACAAAGACUUUUGA
Lathyrus oleraceus (garden pea) is the source of this 1275-nucleotide messenger RNA. Its product is annotated as double-stranded RNA-binding protein 1. NCBI's taxonomy places the organism in Eukaryota, Viridiplantae, Streptophyta, Magnoliopsida, Fabales, Fabaceae. The transcript is spliced from 6 exons. The record is from RefSeq and is a predicted model, not a curated record. The coding region runs from base 142 to 1275 and encodes 377 amino acids.